AUGCUUUCAAGAGGCAAAAGAAUUGUUAAAAUGGUAAAAGAAGCUGAAUAUGAGGCUAAGAAAAAGAAACUUGUAAAAAAAAUAGGAAUAAGCAAAGAGACCGAAGAAAUUCAGGAAUUCAGACAGGAAACGAGUGAGUUAAUAGAAACCAAUAAACACUGUAGAUUUGAGAGAGUUGAGAAAGACACGGAAAGUGAACCAAUUAAGUUCAGCAGAGAUCAGCCUGCACAAGGGUCUUCAGAGAUAGUAGAAAUGGCAAAUUAUCAGGAAGGCUCACUAGUAGAUUCUACGGCGUAUUAUGAGGACUUUACAGACAGCAUUGGUCCAAUCGAUCAAGGCACAUCUUCGUUGUCUGAAAGACUAGUGAAACAUGAGAAGAUUACUAUAGAAAAUGAGAAUAAUUCGGAACCAGUUCAAAAUCUCGCGUUUACUGAAAUAGUCACAAACGAAGUUGUUCAACAAUCUCCAACCUCCUCAACUCCGUUAGCAGAUCCACUAAAUUUAAGUGACGAUUCAGUUGAAGAUCCAACGUACACUCGAAGUUCUUCCUCUUCCGCGUCAGAUGCAGAGUCACUUAAUGAGCCAGGCACUGAGGUUGAAGACAGCAAAACAAUUGAAAAAAAACUAACCCGCUGGAAAAAAGCCAAUCCCGAUACUUGGAAACAUAAUGUGGCCAAAAGGAGAAGAAGCCAAGGCUUAGAUUAUGAAAUCAAAAAAAAGAAACGACCUGCGAAGGUACCCAAGACUGUUAACUGCCAAAAAUGUCGUUUCAAGUGCCAAGAAUCAUUUUCAGAAGAAGACAGAAAAACAUUUUGCUCGGAAUACUGGAAGCUUGAUUAUAUCCGACAAAAAGAUUUUAUUUUAAGUAAUUGCACCCUAAAGAGUCCUGAGAGGAGAAGGGCUAAAAGUAAUGAAUCAAUACCUCGUAGCAAUUCUAAGCAAUAUCAUUUUCAAAAAAACAAGACUAAAAUUCGUAUCUGCCAGUCUUUCUUUUUAAAGACACUCCACAUAAGUAAUUAUGUUGUUUUAAAUGCAUUUAAAAGUAGAGGCCCUUCGGGAAACUUUGUUGGCGAAGACAAAAGGGGGAAAUCAUCACCUCCCAAUAAAACUAAGCCCGAGGUCAUUGAUGAUGUGAAGCGCCAUAUUGAAUGCUUUCCCACUAUGGAGUCUCAUUACUCCCGACGUGAUACUAAAAGGCUGUAUUUAGACCGCAAACUGUCUAUUUCAAAAAUGCACGAAUUAUACUUGCAGGAAUGUGAACGUGAACGGAAACCAAAAGUGUCACUCAUAACAUACAAAAGAAUAUUUGGAGUGAAUUAUAACUUAUCGUUUUUCAAACCGAGAAAAGAUCAGUGCCAAAUUUGUGAAGCUAAUAAACCCUGCACUGCCGAAACUUCAAAAAAUAAAGAAGCCUACGUUAAGCAUUUAAAAAGAAGAGACGACUGCUACGAAGCAAAGCGGCUGGAUAAAGAAAGAGCUUCUAGAGAAAAUAAUUUUGUGUUUUCCACAUUUGAUUUACAGUCUGUUUUACAAAUUCCCAGCUCUGAUGUCAGCCCUAUGUAUUACUCUAGAAAAUUAUGUGUGUACAAUCUGACGAUUUACGAAUCAGUCGAAGAUGCAUAUUGCUUUUGCUGGACGGAACUUAAUGGAAAACGAGGAAGUUCAAAGAUAGGCACAUGUCUUUUUGAGUAUCUAAACCAGUUGGCUCCACAUGUUGAUGAAGUAGUAUUUUGGUCUGAUACAUGUGGAGGACAAAACCGAAAUCAACAUGUAGCAGCACUUUUAUUGUACGCUGUACAAGAAACGCACAUUGAGGUUAUCGAACAUAAGUUUCUGGAAAGUGGGCAUAGUUAUAUGGAAGCUGACUCAAUGCAUAGCUCCAUCGAAAAAGCCAAAAAGUAUGUGUCUGUGUUUGCAAUGAAUGACUGGUUAAAUAUUUUUCGCGCAGCAAGGUCAAAGCGAAAAUCGAUUAAAGCUAAGCCUUAUGAAGUGGAAGAACUUAAAUAUAACGACUUCUUGGAUCUAAAAGAACUAUCAAAAUCUCUUAUCAAAAAUAGAUCUAAAGAUACAAAUGGGGAAGUUGUUAACUGGCUAUUAAUUAAAAGCUUGAAAUACUCGAAAAAAGAACCAGGAAUCAUUCAGUACAAAUACGAACACAGUGCCUCUUACUGCUCAAUAAACGUCUUUGGUAAAGGACGGCCAAUCUCAAAUCAGCAACCAUUUUUACCAAAGCUUUACAAAAAAAUGCUACCAAUAGGCAUUCAGAAAAAAAAUGACUUGCUUAAAUUAUGUCGCAACAGAGUUAUACCUGAUGAGUUUCAUGGGUGGUACAAAUCUCUUCCCGUAUCAAAAACUGCGAAAGAUGUGGUUCCUGAGCCAGCUGCUGAAGACAGCGAUGAAGAAGAAGACUUUUCCACCUAA
Messenger RNA from Ceutorhynchus assimilis (cabbage seed weevil), 2421 nucleotides. The record is from the annotation of a GenBank genome assembly. NCBI's taxonomy places the organism in Eukaryota, Metazoa, Arthropoda, Insecta, Coleoptera, Curculionidae.